Cordyceps fumosorosea ARSEF 2679 is the source of this 882-nucleotide messenger RNA. RefSeq names its product alpha/beta hydrolase fold protein. Lineage: Eukaryota; Fungi; Ascomycota; Sordariomycetes; Hypocreales; Cordycipitaceae. Gene Ontology annotation, biological process: proteolysis. The transcript has 2 exons. The record is from RefSeq and is a predicted model, not a curated record. Gene Ontology annotation, molecular function: peptidase activity. Bases 1 to 882 code for a protein of 293 amino acids.
AUGGUCAGACAAUCCAUUGUAACACUCAGUGACGGCGCACAGGUGUUGGUUCGACUUCUCGGCGAGAGCGAAGACAGGAGCAAGCCGCUCCUCAUUGCUCUACAUGGCGCUCCGGGAAUGUCCAGCCAUCUAGAGCCAGAGAACUCCUUCGGCUUCCUGGCCAGUCGCUUUCGCGUGCUGGUGUACGACGCGCGAGGCAGCGGCGAGAGCGACCCCAAGCCGCCCUUGACCGACGAGCGCUGGAUCGCCGACCUUGACGAGAUCCGAACCUGGGCGGGAGAAGAAACAUUCCUCCUCGCUGGUGGCUCGUAUGGCGGCUUCGUCGCCCUCGGAUACACCCUCGCCCAUCCGCAGCGCGUCACCGGCCUGAUCCUGCGGGACACCUGGGCCUUUGGCCCCCGCGGCGCCGUCCGCGCCGCGAGCAACGUCGCGCGGUCCACACAGCUCACGACGGACCCGGCCCAGCAGGUGCGCCUCUGGUCGGGCACCUUGCGCGACGACGCCGACUUUGAAGCCACCGUGGCGGACUCGCUUCCCAUCUUGGCCUUCAAGAAACCGGCGGGGGCCGUACCCGCCGCGGGCGGCGGCGGCGCCUUUGAGGCUGCCAAGAUGCGAUUCCGCUACGAAACCCACAACGCGGCGUUCAGCUACAGCAUGCCCCGGUUUGACGUGCGCGCACGGCUGCGUGAGAUCCGGGCGCCGACGCUGGUGGUGGUGGGCAGGCAUGAUCCCAUCACGCCGGUGGAGGACGCGGAGGAGAUUCACGCGGGUAUUGGUGGUAGUGUCUUGGCGAUUUUUGAGUAUUCGGGCCACAGUCCGCCGUCGGAGGAACGUGAACUGUUUCAGGAGAGGGUGUGGGAGUUUAUGAAUAAGAUUAAUUGA